Oryza brachyantha (malo sina) is the source of this 1922-nucleotide messenger RNA. Its product is annotated as protein DETOXIFICATION 46, chloroplastic. The record is from RefSeq and is a predicted model, not a curated record. Gene Ontology annotation, molecular function: antiporter activity; xenobiotic transmembrane transporter activity. The transcript is spliced from 14 exons. NCBI's taxonomy places the organism in Eukaryota, Viridiplantae, Streptophyta, Magnoliopsida, Poales, Poaceae. Gene Ontology annotation, biological process: transmembrane transport. Gene Ontology annotation, cellular component: membrane. The coding region runs from base 28 to 1611 and encodes 527 amino acids.
GACGGAAGGCUCCCCGCCAUCGCCGCCAUGUCCGCUCACCUCCGCCUCCUCUCCGCCGCGCCCCUCCCCCUCCCCCUCCCCCGCCCCUUCCGGUCUCCUCUCCGCCGCCUGCCUACCGCCCCCGCUCCUCUCGCUCUCGUCACCGCCGCCCGCUCGCCGCCGCCGCGGCUCUCACUCUCACGGGGCGCCGCCCUCCGCUGCCGCGCCGUGGCCGUCUCCUCGGGUGCGGAUGGGGACGAGGCGGCGGCGGGGCUGUGGGAGCAGGUGCGGGACAUCGCCGUGUUCGCCGGGCCGGCGCUGGGGCUCUGGAUCUGCGGGCCCCUCAUGAGCCUCAUCGACACCAUGGUCAUCGGCCAGACCUCCUCCCUCCAGCUCGCUGCCCUAGGGCCUGGAACGGUGUUCUGCGAUUACCUCUGCUACAUUUUCAUGUUCCUUUCAAUUGCAACCUCCAACAUGGUGGCCACUUCCUUGGCUAAAAAGGAUGAAGAACUUGCGCAGCAUCAAGUGUCUAUGUUACUAUUUGUUGCUCUUACUUGUGGUAUUGGAAUGUUUUUGUUCACUAAGCUUUUUGGCACUCAAGUGUUGACUGCGUUUACUGGAUCGGGGAACUAUGAUAUUAUUUCUGCUGCCAAUACAUAUGCACAGAUAAGAGGCUUCGCAUGGCCUGCAGUUCUUGUUGGCUUAGUUGCUCAAAGUGCUAGUCUAGGCAUGAAAGAUUCUUGGGGUCCUCUGAAGGCAUUAGCAGCUGCUAGUGUUAUAAAUGGUGUUGGGGAUGUAUUUCUUUGUUCUGUAUGUGGAUAUGGAAUUGCUGGGGCUGCCUGGGCAACUAUGGUUUCACAGAUCGUUGCAGCUUUUAUGAUGAUGCAAAAUCUAAACAAGAGAGGAUUUCGAGCUUUUUCGUUCACAAUCCCAUCAGCAAGUGAGCUUAUGCAAAUUUUUGAAAUUGCAGCUCCUGUUUUUGUGACAAUGACUUCCAAGGUAGCAUUUUAUGCAUUGCUUACAUAUUCUGCAACUUCUAUGGGAGCAAUAACACUUGCAGCACACCAGGUUAUGGUUAAUGUCCUAUGCAUGUGCACUGUUUGGGGUGAGCCCCUGUCACAAACUGCACAGUCAUUCAUGCCAGAGUUGAUAUAUGGGGCUAAGUGCAAUUUGAUGAAGGCAAGGAUGCUAUUGAAGUCACUAGUCAUGAUUGGAGCAAUAACUGGAUCGACUGUAGGGGCAGUGGGAACACUCGUUCCAUGGCUUUUUCCUAGUCUCUUUACCAAUGAUCUAAUGGUUGUCCAACAGAUGCAUAAAGUGCUGAUUCCAUAUUUCUGUGCAUUAUUGGUGACACCUUCAGUGCAUUGUCUCGAAGGAACAUUAUUGGCUGGAAGGGAUCUCAGGUUUUUGAGUCAAUCAAUGGGAGCGUGCUUUGGCGUUGGAGCCUUUCUACUAAUGGUCAUCCGCAACAAAUUUGGUAGUUUGCCUGGAUGCUGGUGGAUGCUUGUCUUGUUUCAGUGGGGUCGGUUUGGAAGUGCUUUACAACGGCUUCUUUCUCCAACGGGCAUGUUAUAUAACGAAAACUUCAACCAGCGUGAUGAUGAUGAGUAUGUCAAGGUGAAGGCUACAUAAUGACAAUUAGGACGCACCAUCGGUUUUUCUCAGGCGGCAACAAAGAUGCAAAGAUUUGCGUAUAAAGCCCGGUAAAGACAUAUUCUGCGAUCUCUGCUCAUCAACGGCACCUAUCAUGCAGAAGCUGCACUUCGUAUCAUCUUUGGAAGGGAGGUCAACAAGACGUGAUGGCCCAGAAAAUUAAGACCAGGAAAAUACAGAAAGUUAUAGGCUAGAAUUCAUCCUCCUUCCAUGGCACGUUAUAUAGUUUAGCCCUAUACUUGUAACAUUACUGCUACGAUAAUUCGAUUAAACGCAAGUUCUACGUUAAA